Carassius gibelio (silver crucian carp) is the source of this 1267-nucleotide messenger RNA. RefSeq names its product fibroblast growth factor 1a (gene fgf1a). The record is from RefSeq and is a predicted model, not a curated record. Gene Ontology annotation, biological process: fibroblast growth factor receptor signaling pathway; animal organ morphogenesis; regulation of cell migration. Gene Ontology annotation, cellular component: cytoplasm. Bases 237 to 653 code for a protein of 138 amino acids. NCBI's taxonomy places the organism in Eukaryota, Metazoa, Chordata, Actinopteri, Cypriniformes, Cyprinidae. Gene Ontology annotation, molecular function: growth factor activity; fibroblast growth factor receptor binding. The transcript is spliced from 3 exons.
AUAAUGACGUGUGUAGCUGAACAGCCCAGGCAGGUUUAGAGUCUGGGGUUAAUCAAUACAACCGUUCCCUGCAGCUUCAGCGUUAUUACCCGUUUCUCCGGAGCUGCCUUACAUAGACAGCAUUUCGUCCGGAGCCAGCCGCACAGGAAUGCCGUAGGUACGCUUCUCGAGUGAGACACGGCCAUUUUCAGACCCGAACAGCGCCUGUGCUCAGGAGAGCGCGCUGAAUAGUCGUCAUGACGGAGAAACUCGGUCCUCCGGACUACAAGAAGCUGGCUCGGCUGUACUGCAUGAACGGAGGAUUUCACCUGCGGCUCGCGGCGGACGGAAGCGUGGCGGGAGCGCGAGAGGAAGACGAAUACAGCAUACUGCGCAUAAAAGCUACUAGUCCAGGAGUGGUGGUCAUUGAAGGAGCAGAGACGGGACUUUACCUCUCUAUGAAUGAAGACGGCAAGCCGUACGCUUCAUCACUUGUAACAGAUGAAAGUUAUUUCUUGGAGAGGAUGGAGGAAAACCACUACAACACGUAUCAGUCUCAAAAGCACGGUGAAAACUGGUACGUCGGGAUAAAAAAGAACGGGAAAAUGAAACGCGGUCCACGAACACACAUUGGACAAAAGGCGAUCUUCUUUCUCCCUCGGCAGGUGGACUGAGGCCUCGAACCUGAUCCUGUUUCAUCACACACAGUUACUGCUUACACUUCACUAUAAGUUCAGAAUUGUUAACAUUAGUUUUCAUUUCAUUCAUUUCAAGGACCUAAACUGACAAUAAAUUUAAAUUUUCAUUAUCUAAUGUUAGAAAAUAUAAAUACUACUGUAGAAAAAAAUACUGUAACAGAUGCACUGCUCAUUAUUAAUGCAUCAAAUAACUUUAAUUAACAUUAUUGUAAAGUGUAAGUGAAUCACCACAUGGAUAAAUGUGAUUACUCUCUACUAACUACACACGAACAACAUCUAACUCACUGUCAGACGGCUGAAUAUACAACAUAUAUGCAGACUAACAGAAUAACUGUAGUAUUUAAAUAUGCACUGACAAAGAAAGAUAUAGUAUAUAGAAAAAAUGCUAUUAUAGUAAUCUAUUUUUAUUUUUAAAUUGAGAAUAGAGUCAAACUUAAAUGACAUUUCAUGUUGUAUUUUCCUAUUGGUUAUGUAAUCGUGUGUCUGAUUGCGUUUUAUUUUUCUGUUCAUGAGCAACUCUGAAAUAUCAAUGUUAUUGUGCGGUCACUGUACCUUUAUGGAUCAUGUUACACAAUAAAUCUCCUCACUGA